Molecule: messenger RNA, 1197 nt
Organism: Colletotrichum karsti
Lineage: Eukaryota; Fungi; Ascomycota; Sordariomycetes; Glomerellales; Glomerellaceae
Exons: 4
Coding region: 1-1197 (398 amino acids)
Source: RefSeq, a predicted model, not a curated record
AUGGAAGCAAUCGUAUCACUCCUCCUCGACGUCGAAGAAGAGUCACCAGCUAUCAUUACACAUCAGUACCCGCCGUUAACCCAAGAUGGAGCAUCUUUGGUCAUCACGGCAUGCAUUAUGAUGGUGCUUACGACACUGUGGACCAUUAUGCGACUCGUCUCUCGUCAGAUCACUGGAAACUCGUUCCAGCUCGAAGACUACCUGUAUUUUGCAGGCCAGUUGCUCUACUACGGCGUUGCGACUUGCUUCAUCCUUGGAGUUGUCAUCGGCGGUGCUGGCCAUGAUGUCGCUGUCCUCGAUCCCGACUUGCAUAUAUCCCACUUCGUCAAGAUCUUCCUCUCGGCCCAGGUCAUGUACGCCAGCGCGCUUCUGGCCAUCAAGCUGAGCAUCAUCGUCUUGAUGCAGCGCAUCUUCUCUCGCAGCAGUUCCUGGUUUCAGUACACGAGUUGGGUGGCCAUAUUUCUCUCCUGCGCUUGGGCUCUAUACACUGCUCUCCUCGGCUUCGUCAUCUGCAAGCCUGUUCAGAGUGCGUGGGACAUCCACGUACCGAAGACCGGCUGCGGUGACUACACAAUUUCGUUCAGUGCUGUCGCAGUUUUCGACAUCAUCACGGACGUCGUCAUCGUGGUGCUGCCCAUCAAAGUCGUCAGCGGCUUGCAGAUGGCAAGAGCUCACAAAAUCGCGACGUCUGUUGUGUUUGGUGCUGGCUUUAUCACCGUCAUCUUCUCGGGUGUUCGCCUCUACUACACCUUGACAGCGGAUUUCGUCAACAUCACAAAAGGUUUUGCUUCGGCAUCGGUCAGCGGCGUCUUACAAUCGGGUAUCGCCGUGAUGGUGGCCUCAAGUCCGAUGCUGCGUCCUGUCUUCGAUCGGACCAUUGUGCGAUGGCUCAGCCUGUCGAUUGGCAGCGGUUCACGCACCACGGAUGCUCCUCACUCCAAGUCCCACGGCCCUGCUACAGUUGGCAGCCGGCCGGGCCAGCUGGGACCCCAUGUUCGAAGUGACGGGUUCAAGCAGAUGUCAGAUAGUGACGAGAACUUGGCUUGGGAAAUGCAGGGCCUGGGAAAUCUGAAACAGAAGAGAACAACACCGACGAGCCACGCCUUUGCCGAAGCGGAUCUUUCACGUAAUGCCAGCCCUGGGCCUUCGGAUGACGCCGGCAUUGCAGUCACCCGCACCGUCGUCGUGGAGAGGUAG